This is a messenger RNA of Nilaparvata lugens (brown planthopper), 1791 nucleotides long. Its product is annotated as protein IWS1 homolog A-like. The coding region runs from base 1 to 1791 and encodes 596 amino acids. The transcript has 4 exons. The record is from RefSeq and is a predicted model, not a curated record. NCBI's taxonomy places the organism in Eukaryota, Metazoa, Arthropoda, Insecta, Hemiptera, Delphacidae.
AUGGACAAAUUUUUGAAACCAGACAAGUUUGAUGGUGAUCCGAAUUCUCCAACAGCUCUACAAGAAUGGAACUUCUGGCUAAAGACUUUUGAGAAUUUCAUCGAAUUUUUUGACGAAGAAGACAUCGAUGAUGAAACAAAGAUAGAACCUCCACCACUUUUUGAGUUUUUAACUAAAGACAUUAAACCUAUAAUUACUAAAUCCCGAAAGCAUUCUCUUGAAGACACUAGUUUCAUGGAGAAAGAAAUUGAGAAACUGCUAGCUGAUGGAAUUAUUGAAGAAAGCAGGUCUCCCUGGAGAGCUCAAGCAUUUGUAGUGAAGAACGAAAAUCACAAAAAGCGAAUGGCAAUGGCGAGUCCAGAAAAUGAAACUAAUGUCCGUGUGCUGAGAAACAGGGUGGUAGAGAAGGACGGAAUGUCAACUCCUUCAAAACUAGGCACGCCUUCCAAAAGAGCAACUCCCAGCAAACUGGCCGGCGAAGUCAGCGGACUCACAACCAGGACCCGCAGACGACUGUCCACUAAGCUGGCAAGUGAAGAAAUAGCUGAAUUACCUCAAUCAACCGUCGUUAUCAACAAACUACCAGAUUCGACGCCAUCUAAGAGAGGAAGAAAGAGUAUGGACGUGAGCUGUAAAUCUCCUGAAGUCGUCUCACAAGAAAAUAACGCAACCGGUAGAGAUUCUAGAAUGAAUGGAAAAGAUAAGUCGCCAAAAUCAGAAGAGAAAACGAAAGAAGACCAACCUACGAUUUCAGAAAAGAAAAAAGCAAAAGAUGACCUACCUACAAUUUUAGAAAAUGAAGACCAGUCGCAAAAAUCAGAUGAGAAAAUGAAAGACGACCAACCUGCGAUUUCAGAAAAGAAGAGAACAAAAGAUGACCUACCUACAAUUUUAGAAAAUGAAGACAGUGAAAAUUCGAUUAUCGAAAAUUCAUUCACAUUGGAAUUAAGUAUUACUGAUAAGGCGAAAAAUGACCUACAGAAGGGCCAAUUAAACAAAAGUCCGUCAGUUAUUUGCAAUCCAGACAAGAACGAUGAGGAAACCUCCGUGAAUGCUGUAUCGCCAAAUACCCUGGGCAAGGAAGUUGUUGUUGAUUCAUCACCCGCAAAAUCAAUCAGUGAUGUUGGCCUCGGUGAAUCUCUUGAUUCUGAUGAACAAUCUGAGAGAACGCCAGGGAAAGAAUGUCCUUCCAUCCAAGAAGAAGAAGAGUCUAUUAGAUCUCCUGAGCAAGAAAAAAAAUCAGUUGAGCAGGAGAAAGAAUCUAAUGAAGUUGUUGAUCAAGAAAAAGAUGAUAGUAAAUCCAGAGGUAAAAAAGAUCAAUCCAAUGAAUCUGUUGACAAUGAAGGGGAGGAGAAGAAAAUGAGCCAACUGCCCAGCCAAUCUAUUGAAUCCAAAUUGGAAGAAGAAACUGAUUUCGAUGGGUCCAACAAUGAAAUAGUUAUCUUAAAUGAAGACUCUAACAAUUCUGUUGACAAAUGUGAAGAAUCAAGUCAAAAUAUCAUCAUAGAAAAAGAACCCAUCGAAUCUAUUGAUCAAGCAAAUGAAUCUGGCUUAUCAGUUAUUCCAGAAGAAUGUAACUCAGCAGAUUCAACUUUGAACACUGAAAGCAGUGUAAUUCUUCAAAGUCCUUUGAAAGAUUGUAGAAGUAAUUCAGAAUCUGAUUCUAAUGUUGUCAGUGAAGUGGUUGUGACACUUGAAGAUAAUAUCUCGUUGGAAAACAAUGAUCCGAAAAAUAUCUGCUCAGAAGUUGAGUCAAAGGGUGAAGACUCUGAAUCAAUGAUCAACCGUUAA